Molecule: messenger RNA, 1188 nt
Organism: Ceraceosorus bombacis
Lineage: Eukaryota; Fungi; Basidiomycota; Exobasidiomycetes; Ceraceosorales; Ceraceosoraceae
Source: the annotation of a GenBank genome assembly
UGGGCAAGGGGUGGAUUAGGGGGCCAAAGGAACUGCUAGGGAGAGAUUGUCCCAGGAUCGCAGACACACCAAGCCGCUUUAUAGGGGCCAAAUCCAGGGGGAGCUUCACACCCUCGAGGCAUAGUUCGCUGUCGAGCCACGGCAGUCGUACGCACCUAUUCCACCGCAGCGCCAGCAUAGGCACUCGGUGCUGCGAAGAGACGCAGAGCAAAAUGCAUACUCCUUUCCUUCCACCUUCCAGACUAAUGUCGCGUAGACCGAGUGACUCGUCUGCUCGCCGUCUACGCACCAAUCAAAGUCUGCAAGGGGACCCCGCGCAAGCGGCUCAGGCUCCCUCCGACCACGCGGUCCGCCGCCGCUUGGCGCAAUUCGCAUGAGAUCCCUGCAUCCCGCAUCGAUCAGCAACAGAAGCAGGGCCUGAGCGUGAUCAUGUGAAGUUCCCAAGCAACCCCGAUCUUUAGCCAUGGCACAGCAUCUCUUGAAGCAAAUCGCAUUUGAGGCGAGCAUGACACCUGAGUGUUCCGCGUCGGAUACAAGGUAGCCAGGUCGAAUGACGGUAUAGCGGUACCGAGAGGGGUACGCGCGCGUCAGGGCCUGAUGCUCUCGGCCGGCGCGUGCUGCAUAUAUGCACGCGUACCUCGAGCUCGAACCGGCCGCUCCACUCGCCGGCAUCGCGUGUGUGGCUGCUUCAUGUGCAACCUUCAAUGCCGAUGCAUGGGCCGCGUGGAUCUGUGCACUAUAUAGCGGACAAAUGCGGCCACGCCCUCGCAUGAUCGACAAGCGGAGGUGUCCUCGCAUGAUCAAUAAGCGGAGGCAAGGUUCGAGCGUUUACAUAUUCGCGGUCACGAGUGGUCUGCCUUCCUAGCCGAAGGUUCCUCUUGGAUCAAUCAGACUGCGCAAGUGCGCGCCGACAAUCCGCAAGAUUGAGCUGGUGUUGUCGUGGCCUGUGCGCCGACCGUCGCGUCAAACGACGACCGUGGGUGCUGCUGUUCAUGCCUCGCUUCUGACGGGCGAGGAAGGAAUUUGUUAUACAUUCGUGGUCAUUAGGUCUAGUCGGCGAGCAUGUCGUGGGUUACAAGCGUAUCUCCACAGGUCGGAUAGGGACCCAAGUGGACUACUAUCUGUUCAUGAAACUCUCGAAGAGGAAAGCCUGCUUUCCCUCCCAAAUGAACGCGCACGGUGUCCGGG